AUGGCUGUUAAAGGCGUGAUUACGGGUGUAUUGGGAAAUGGUAUCUUUGGAGCGCUCACCUUUGCUGGGGAACAUAAAGAGCUGGAGCAUCCGAACACCCGAGCAAAGAUCAAGCGCCCAAGAAAGAGGAGGAGCAUGAAUCAAUGUUGGAAGAUUGAGUAUGGUGGAAAAGUCUGGCUAGCACCAUUAUAUGGACCCCAUUGUGCGUUCAUUAGAGCAUGGACAGGGGAAUUGGAAUACCGACUAAUGUCGUUGGACUUUUGA
Messenger RNA from Penicillium mononematosum, 264 nucleotides. RefSeq lists its product as uncharacterized. NCBI's taxonomy places the organism in Eukaryota, Fungi, Ascomycota, Eurotiomycetes, Eurotiales, Aspergillaceae. The record is from RefSeq and is a predicted model, not a curated record. The coding region runs from base 1 to 264 and encodes 87 amino acids. The transcript has 3 exons.